AUGACCUCGAAGCACAAGCCCGGUCCCAUCCAGGAACGACAAGCCCGGUAUCUUGCUUUUGGCCUGUACUCCCACGGUAACCAAUAUGGCGUCACUAAGCAUACUCAAGCCUUUCCGGAAGUGACCAAGUUUGUCCUCGCGUAUUUGCAACACUGGAGCCCUGAACCCCUUCAAUGUACCUCCUUUGUUGUUAACGAUAACUGCCACCUGAAGAUCCACCGAGAUGUGCACAACCUCCCAGGAACGUGGAACUACAUCAUAGGUGUAGGAAGCUUUCAAGGGGGAGAGUUGUGGGUGGAGAGUUCAGAUGAGGAAUUGAAGGCUCCAGGCCAGCAAGGAUUUCGAAGGUUGCACAAGGGACAAUGGUUGAAAGGCCAGAGGUUUGAGGUAAGGGAGCAAGUGGUGAAGUUUUCGGGACAUAAGUGGCAUGGAACACAGGAGUGGAAGGGCGACAGGGAUGAAGAAGCUAUCAAGCGUAAGCUGUAUCUGCUACAUGCGGCGACCGGCCAUGGAAGCAUUCGGAACAUGAUCGAAGCCCUGAAGCGCCGCAAUGCGGACCCCAAAAUCCUGGAGAUAGCUAAACAGUUUCGACACUGGACGCAUCCUACGACCGGAGAGCAGCAAAACUUCAUGGUGAUAGUGGAUGAGGGCUCUAGGCUGGAUACAACACUUCGGACAGCCGAAGACACUGAGGGGAUCUACUUGGAUAUCAUUCCCGGGGAGGCGCAUUGGCAGAUUGGAGUAGCUGAGCAGGCUAUUCAAGGACAGUGUGUGAAACUGCCCGGAUCAGAGGAUGCCGGGACGAUCCUCAACAGCCCGGUGGAGGACUUUCGGCGAGAGGCAGAACUGCGGGCAGCCGCAGAGAAGGCACUGGCAGAGUGGAAUGCUCAACAGCGAAUCCAACGAGCUCUGAACUCUCGGUCGCGACCUGAUUGCGUGUACCAACCCGGAGAUCUGGUGUAUUUCUGGAGGACACAAGAAUCUAACAAGAGCAAGAAGCAGCCUGGAACCAAUCAAGGACGCUUCCUAGGUCCCGCGCGAGUGCUGGCCAUGGAAACGAGGCAGGAUGCAGAGGGCCAACGACGACCUGCCCACGCUAUCUGGUGUGUGCGUGGCCGGAGCCUGAUUAAAUGCAGCCCAGAACAGCUAAGACCCGCCAGCCAGCGGGGGGAGUUGGUGGAGGCCCUCACGGACCAAACUUCGACGCCCUGGACGUUCACCCGUCUGGUCGAGGAAGUCGGCGGAAAUCAAUACCAAGACGUGUCUGCUGAGGUUCCUAGUGCAGAGGAGUGGGCCAGAGCCCAGGACCCAAGGCAGGAGAUUCAGCCCGCGCGUCACCGCAUCACCACAAAGAGGCCAGCGACUGAUGUGAGUCAGGGCGACUCAGAGAUGGACGAGGACCAGGAGGCGGGUACAAGCCAGCCAAGCUCUCUUCGACGUCUAGAACCGGCAGAACCUCAACAAGGCAUGCACACACAAGCCAGUAAAUGGUGGGAAGAAGUGAAGCAGACAGCCUGGUUAGCCGAACACACUAGUUUCUGGACGGAUGAGAAAGCAGCAGUGGAGGUGGCUAUAGACGUCCCGCAGAGCCGUCGGGGACUCGAAACCAUGACACGAGAUCUCCAGAACUACUUCGUGGGAGCCUUGAAGAGGAAGGCUGUGGAAGUGAGUGAGCGCCGGCUUUCGCCGGCCGACCGGGAACGCUUCCAAGAAGCAAAGAGCGUGGAAGUCCGCAACUUCAUUGCGGCGCAGGCGUUUGAAGCACUUCCCGACGAGCUCAAGCCAAGCCGUGAACAAGCCGUGGGUAUGAGGUGGAUACUCACCUGGAAGGUCCGAGACGACGGGGGGGUCAAGCCAAAAGCACGUGCAGUGCUUUUAGGCUACCAGGACCCCGGCUACGAGCACCGAUCAACUACAUCUCCAGUAAUGACCAGGCAGACCCGACAGCUGAUGCUACAAUUAUCUGCCAACAAAAGAUGGCGACUGAUGAAAGGAGAUGUGAGCGGGGCGUUUCUGCAAGGGAGAGCCUACCCCUCAGAGCUCUACUGCAUUCCCUGUGACGAGAUCUGCCAGGCAAUGGGACUGGCGCCUGGGUCGAUUACCCGCCUGAAGCGGGCAUGCUAUGGUCUCGUGGAUGCCCCGCUGGAAUGGUACAAGACGGAGCGUUUCAAGUGGGGAGAUUGGGACAAGGAUCAGUUUACGCAGUGUGGCGUGCAAGUUGCCCCGACUACUGACCUGGAGAAGUCGAAGCUAAGAGCACUUCUAGGACUCAUGCUCUCGGAAGUGAAUCAUUCCACGGUAGAGACGAUAGUCAAAGCCAACCUCCUCCUUGAGCACACUAAAGCCCGCAAGGAUCAUAAGAUGCUGAUCACCCGUCAGGAAGGCGAGACACACUUCUACGCAUGGGUGGACGCGGCUAACCAGAAUAGGAUUGACGGGGGAAGCACUCAAGGGAUCUUCAUAGGGGCUUCUUCAGAUGCCUUGUUGAAGGGUGAAGUGGCGGCUAUCAGCCCCGUGAGCUGGCACUCUACUAGGAUUGACCGUGUGUGUAGGAGUCCAGGGGCGGCAGAGACUGCCGCAGCAGUCAACGGUGAGGACACGUUGUACUACGUGCGCUACCAGUGGUCCGAGAUGGUCUACGGCAAGCCCGACCUCAGGAAUCCGGACCGGAGCGUGGCGAAGGUUCCCGGUUGUGUGAUCACCGACUCACGCAACGUCUACGACAAACUGGCUACAGCAAUGUUCAGCAUCAACGGAGCCGAGAAGAAGGCCAACAUCGAGCUGAUGGGACUAAAAGCCGCACAAGAGUGCACAGGAGUUCUUCUACGAUGGGUCCACUCGGAAGCGCAGCUCGCCAAUGCUUUGACGAAGGCCCAGGAGCACAAGGAGCUGGAGCUGUACUACAGGAUGCAACAUCAAUGGCGAAUUGUGGAGGAUGCGGAGAUGAAGUCCGCGCGGAAGCGAAAGAACGAAGGUCUAGAACCCCUGCAGCAGACGUCUAGCGAGGGAAGCAAGUGA
Molecule: messenger RNA, 3018 nt
Organism: Symbiodinium sp. CCMP2456
Lineage: Eukaryota; Dinophyceae; Suessiales; Symbiodiniaceae
Source: the annotation of a GenBank genome assembly